AUGGAGUCAACGAAAGACCAGAAGAAAAACGUGGACCGACUCGCACGGGUGCGUGAAAACCAGCGCAAGAGUCGAGCCCGGAAGCAAGAGCACGUGAAGGAGCUGGAGCAGCGCUUAGCAGCAUUCAAAGAGCAAGCUCAGCAAAAAGACAUUGAGCACCGAUUGGCGACGCAGAAGAUCGAGGCCGAGAAUCGGCAUUUGAAAGCCCUUCUCGGAUCGUUGGGUGUUUCGACUGCUUCGAUCCAGCAGUAUCUGCAGGAAGCGGAGGAAGGUGCCAACAUCAACAGAAAGGUUGCUAUCCCCGCUAUUCAGCGAGCAAAGGGGGAAGAUGGCCUGUCGCUAGCAACUCGCGAUACUCGCAGUUUGAACUUGUCUACUGCAAUACCCUGCGCUCUCAAGGACGAAGCGAAGACAGCUGAACUACCGACGGCCAGCAAGGACACUUGUGCCUCGACAGUGGCGCAACCAACGUGUCAGCCGUCGGGGCCAACUCAACAAGAAGAGGGAAAAGAGAAAGACCCGGCGUUGUGUGGAUGUCGAGACGAGAGAGAGGUGCCGGAAACGGUAUCUGAUGAAGAUGUGCUCAACUCGACGUUGUGUGCCAUUGCCGAAGAAAUGAUCAGUCAAUACAACACCAAGGGAGUUGAUGUUGAUGAGAUUCGGCGAAGAAUUUGGUCUGGAUUCCGCGCAGGUGCAAACGGCACUGGCUGCAGAGUCCAGAAUCACAUUCUGUUUCAAGUGUUGGACGAUAUCAGCGGUGAUAUUUGA
Molecule: messenger RNA, 768 nt
Organism: Penicillium bovifimosum
Lineage: Eukaryota; Fungi; Ascomycota; Eurotiomycetes; Eurotiales; Aspergillaceae
Product: bZIP transcription factor
Exons: 2
Coding region: 1-768 (255 amino acids)
Source: RefSeq, a predicted model, not a curated record